Topomyia yanbarensis is the source of this 4485-nucleotide messenger RNA. Its product is annotated as basement membrane-specific heparan sulfate proteoglycan core protein-like. Gene Ontology annotation, biological process: synapse organization. NCBI's taxonomy places the organism in Eukaryota, Metazoa, Arthropoda, Insecta, Diptera, Culicidae. The coding region runs from base 1415 to 2281 and encodes 288 amino acids. Gene Ontology annotation, cellular component: neuron projection membrane. The record is from RefSeq and is a predicted model, not a curated record. The transcript is spliced from 10 exons.
ACUGGAGACGAGCGGACACGUGCGCGAAUCCGUGCUCGGGCUGAGCUGAUUGGAUUGCUCCUUUUAUCGGUCAGUGAGUGUAUUUUUGCCCUCUCGCCUGGUCCCUUCCGGUCACGAUAUGUACGGGGCAUGAGAUUGGGUGGUGCAGUUAAUUUUAUGCAUAUUCCGGACUGCAGGCGCUGACGGGUUGGUGAGUUUGGCUGAAAGUGUGUGCAAACCGAGCCGGGAUCCGUGUGCCGAGUGCUUCCGGAAUAUCAGUGUCGGUGAGUUGGGAUUACUGGACCAGAAGAGGCCUGUACGUGCUAGCAGGCCAUAUCCGACUGGGUGCUAAUGAUCCGAAAACGAAGAAAAUCCUGAAUAAAUUUAGUGCUUCCAGCCACGUUCUAGCGCCGUGUUUCUGAGAAAUGUGCUGUUAAUUGUGUAUUGCAUCGUAUGGUACUUGCAACUACAAUCCUGGUGCAGCAACUCCCCGAAGGGAAUAAGUGUCUUGUUGGUGUGAAGUUGAUACGACAACACAGUAUGAAAGUGAGCCACUACCUACCACCCACUGCCUGGCGCCCAGCUCUGUGGGGUGGGUCGAUGGCACAUGGUGGAAACAUAAACCCGCCCCGCUCGGUGUUGCUGUUGUAAACGAAAGCCGCUGCAGUAAACGUGAAAUGAUUUAUUAAUUGCAUACAACCGAUGUUGUGGUAAAAAAAAUAAAUCAAACCAAAUGUUGGAAAAGUUGAAGUGUACAUACGAUACAGGAGCUAGGGAAAAAAAGUGAUCAGCCCCCCUUGUGGAAGUGGUCAACGUUUGGGGCGAGGGAUGAAAACUUGUUAUUAGAGAUGUUGUUACACUACAUGAUAUGCAAACGAAUGUCUCUCUGGUCGAGUGGAUAUUAUAGUAGCAGCUCGCAGCAGUGAAUAAAUGUUUGGUAUGUGAAACGCAGAAAACACGUAGAGUGAAAGUGCUGUCGGAAUUCGUAACUCGCAAUCAUAUCGCUAAGGUUGCUGCAGUGGCAGAACGACGGUGUUGGUGUUAAUGAUUUGUGAGUGUGAUAAGGACCGACAUUCCGAUCGUGAUUUAACGCAACCGCUGCAUUCUCCGAGAGAGCAAAGAGCUGCCUGUUUGCAGAAACUAGUGUUGUUUACGCUUGCGAGCACAUGUACGCUUAAUUGAAAAUAAAACUAGCCGGGCAAAUGCAGUUCCUGCCCAAGUACGUGAGUGAAUUUAAUUACAAAAAUGUCAUUGCGAAUGCGAACUCAAAUUAGAGUGCGAGUCGCGGCAUUGAGCAACCCGCUGGAUUAAACUGGAGAGUGGGUGAGUGAGAAAAAAUAACAGGAGCAGCAGUGAAAAACCAACAACCAUUGGUGCGCGAAAUGGUGACUCGGUGGCGGCAAAUUAUCAGCACAACUCGUCGUACUACAGCCUAAUGGUAAUAGUGCCGUGCCGCUUCACUAUGAACACGAAGCUGAGACUAAUUGCAUCGUUGAUUAACUUCCUCGUCAUCGCAGUGGCAGACACACUGAGCCCCGACCUUCAAAUGUAUUGGGAAAAUAGCAUGGUACAACCAUACUUCGAAAACACCACCAAGCGAGAGCUGACGGCCAUUGCCGGACAGACGUGUCAGCUUCACUGUCGGGUCAAAAGUCUGGGAGACCGAGCGGUAUCCUGGAUACGGAAACGAGAUCUACAUAUCCUCACCGUUGGGAUACUGACGUACACCAACGAUCAGCGCUUCCAGUCGCUCCACACCGACGGCAGCGACGAAUGGACGUUACGCGUCACGUCUCCCCAGGCACGUGACUCUGGCGUGUACGAGUGCCAGGUUUCGACUGAGCCGAAAAUUAGUCAAUCUUUUCGGUUGAAUGUAGUUGUAUCAAAAGCCAAAAUUCUAGGGAACACAGAGCUGUUCGUGAAAAGUGGCAGUGACAUUAAUUUGACCUGCGUCGCACUGCAGUCGCCGCAGCCACCCUCCUUCAUCUACUGGUACAAGGGCGGCCGGGUGAUCAAUUAUUCACAACGGGGCGGCAUCAGUGUCCUGACCGAGCAGCAAACCCGAACCAGCCGGCUAGUGAUAGCACGAGCAUCGCCCUCGGACUCCGGAAACUACACUUGCUCACCAAGUAAUUCCGACUCUGCCAGCGUUGUGGUUCACGUUAUCAAAGGCGAACAUCCGGCUGCGAUGCAACAUGGCGUGAAUAGCGCCGAUUACGCAAUCAAAUCGCAACCCGUCAUCGGUGUGCUCGUCGUAGCACUCUGCCUCCAUCUGUUGGCCAGUGGGCUUCCCAAUAGAUAAGGCCAAACAAAAAUGAAAAGCAGAUCACACACAGCAGCCGCAUCAGCAUCAGCUGACCGUGUUUUUCUCGUUUAGGAUUAAGAUUACAAAAUCGCAGCACCCGAUUCCUUCCCUCCCAACACAUCCGCCAUCACAUCAUCAGCACCAUGUCGCAGGGGAUUGUCCCACAGCACAGGCUGAGCCACGAAAUGGCAGGACAUCAAAUCAGCAGUGACAGCAUACACAGUGUUUGAUAUUAUCCACGUCAGUCACAUAGGACCGAGUCAGUAGGUACAUAAGCUUUUAGAUGGAACCACACCUUCCCGCGGAGAGAUAGACAGUGACAAAGUGAGAGCGAGAGAAAGCAUGCAGCAUCGUCGCCCGUGUAGUGACAAAAAAUGAAAACGGAUGAGAUAAGAGAACAAAAACAUAAAAACAUACAUGCCAUGCUUCACCCAGGAAUUUUGAGGCAGAUAAAUCCCCUUCAAUUUUUCAUCGAGUGGUGAGACGACGACCUCCCGAUCAACUGCUGCUGCUGCUGCCAGGACUAUGGUGAAGUGUCUGUUUCUUUUUGGGUAGCUCGUUACGACAGUACAUAAAACGUUCGUUCCCCCUUUCCUGAAGUGGCGACCAUAAACAUCCACGGCUGCACAUAUAGUCUAAAACAACCGAACACGAUAGCAACGGUGGAUCGAAUAAAAAAGGAGCAAUUUUUCUAAAUCAUGAUUGAUGGCGGUAAGAGAUCGAUUUUAUUUUUAGAGCUGAGCAUCAAUAUUUGCUACACAAACGCGGUUGGCAGAUACAUUCCGGGGAAGCGUUUCAGAAAACAUCACAUCAAAGUGUAGGUAAACGUCAAUGUGACAGUUUAGAAAACAAUUUCUGUGCUGAUCAAUAAACAAUGGGAAGAGGAAAAGUGUUAAUAACGCAACAUGAAAAUCAUUUUUUGUUAGGGUCUAUCAUUUUUCUAUUAACAGGCCAUAUCACCUCUGUCAGGCAAUUUAGUUAGGUUGUUCACAUCGAUAAAAUUCAUUCUAAGGACUAAAUAAUCCUUAAAUAGCCGUUACAUCGUUAUUUAGGCACUUGCUGGCGUAUACCACACGUAUGGUAGACUCUAACUAGGAAAACAUAACGGGAGGACGAGAAGAUAAUCGAUAAAUUAAAAUCAACACCCAUCCAUAUUCUGUAGCCAACAUCGAUGGCUUGAUUUAGAACAGUAAAUCAAAAUCAGACGAACUAGAUGGAGCUAACGUAGGGUGGGUGGUUCAUUUGUCGAGAAGUAUCAAUAGUUGCUACAGUGGGUGUAUAGGACUAAUUGCAAUGCCAACCAUCAAGAUUAAAAUUUAUUUGGAGGAUCAGAAGAAAUUAAUUAUAACAUCAAUAAGGGAAAGCAUCUUUAGAAAACGAAAUACGCCAUAGCGAAACUACUGGUACAUGUGUUUAUAAAACGAGAAACGCGAUUUUAAAUUCAAAUAUUGAUUUUCUAUAAAGCAGGAGUUGGAAAUAAGUUAUCCACAUUUUAAUAACUUAUUUCCAUAAGUAAACGGCUAUUGGUACAUCGACCCUGCUUAGUUUAACUAGUUCGACUUCUAUCCGGUUACGCCCCAUCUACUGUUCAUUUUAUAAUAAAAAAAACUUCACCAGAAUCUCUGCACUGAGCACAUACGAGAGGGAAAGACGAUCGCUAAGAGAUUAAAAAUAUAUCUAUCAUCUUCCAGUUGAUGUAUGUUCUUACCUUGCUGAUGCAGAAGAGUAGCAGGUGUAGUGGUUUUUGAUGAUAUUUGCGUUAAGACUUAUUCGGAAAAGUGCACUGCAUCUGGCAUGUUAAUAUUUGAUCUCUUGCUGCCUUAGACAAAUUCACCCCUGGUGGCGAUUGGAAUUAAAUCGUUAGGAAAAUACAUUAGUAAAGGUUGCGCCCGUGUAAAAUAAUCUGUAAAAAAAACUAUUAAAAUGACGUAACGUUAAACAGCGGCAUAUAAAUUUUAAACAGCAUUAGACUUUGAUAGUUUACUGUAACUGGUAAGAUUUUAACACUGCUUCGUUAAGUGACAACAGGAAAGUGUCGUAAAACGAAUAGUUGAAUGAAUUACGGGAUUCACGUAAUCUUAGCAGAAGUAAAAAAAAUGUAUAAACAAAAAUUAGCUGAAUCUGAUAGCUACUAUGGAAUAAGAGUGAAUGGAACGAAAUAAAGACGAAAUAAAAAUGAGAUGAAAAUGUAUAUUUAUGAA